Messenger RNA from Scutellospora calospora, 126 nucleotides. NCBI's taxonomy places the organism in Eukaryota, Fungi, Glomeromycota, Glomeromycetes, Diversisporales, Gigasporaceae. The record is from the annotation of a GenBank genome assembly.
CUUUUAAAGAAAAGACAAUUCAUAUCAACAAUAUUUGUGAAAAAACAAAAGGUGAUAGAGUAAUUGCAAUUCCAGACAACAUGUUUACUUCGAUUGGUCUUAAUAUAGUUAAUCCUUACAAUUUCA